UUCAGAGAGUCUCCUAUAAAAGCGGUGCAUCAGAUGUCUGUCAAACACAACACAACAUCGAGGUCUCAUCGAUCGGGCAGUCAGGUUUACAUUGCACGCCUCCUCAAGACUACAAAGAGAAGUCCAGACCAGACCAUCGCUAUGCCAACAGUGCACUGCAUCGUUUUUGCUUUGGCUCUCCUCGCCAAGGGCAAUGCACUGGUGGCGUCCGCGGUGCUGGGGCAGAGCAAGCUGGAUGAGGGCAGGAGCGAAGGUGACGCCCUGAGCCUGUUGCUAGGAGACGAGGCGCCGGAUGACCUCAUGACCCCGAGGAGGCUCUCUGUGCAGGACAACCGUCUGGGGGACGAGGAUGGAGCCACCAAGAUCAUCAUCCUCUCUGAUAAUGGCCCAGGAGGGUUCAGCCUCCGCUCCCACCAGUUGAGAUCCGUCCUGGGCCGCGCCUUCCCCCUGCUGGCCUCUUGGAGGAUGGACCAGGCCGCGGCCGACUGGGCUCCCCAGGAGGGACACCCCGAGCCGGAUGACAACCUGUCCGUUCGCCGCAGAGACAUGGACGGUGAGAAAGAAACAUUGCUGAGGUGUAUGAUCGGAAGAGUGUACAGGCCCUGCUGGCAAGCCUGAAGAAUUCACAAGCACUCCAUCUGCGAAACCAUGAAGAACGUGGGGCCAAGUGUGUGUGUGUGUGUCUCAAAAAUAUACUUCUCUCUUGUCGUCUUGUGAACCUACUGAUGUGAUAUAUGUGAUGCUUAU
Molecule: messenger RNA, 747 nt
Organism: Alosa sapidissima (American shad)
Lineage: Eukaryota; Metazoa; Chordata; Actinopteri; Clupeiformes; Clupeidae
Gene: pmch
Product: pro-melanin-concentrating hormone
Exons: 3
Coding region: 34-618 (194 amino acids)
Biological process (GO): behavior; chemical synaptic transmission
Molecular function (GO): type 1 melanin-concentrating hormone receptor binding; melanin-concentrating hormone activity
Source: RefSeq, a predicted model, not a curated record